Messenger RNA from Salvia hispanica, 312 nucleotides. Its product is annotated as rapid alkalinization factor-like. Gene Ontology annotation, biological process: calcium-mediated signaling. Lineage: Eukaryota; Viridiplantae; Streptophyta; Magnoliopsida; Lamiales; Lamiaceae. Gene Ontology annotation, cellular component: plasmodesma. The record is from RefSeq and is a predicted model, not a curated record.
AUGGGACUCCUCCGCCUCCUCAUCGCCACCGCAGCGGUGACGGCAUUCCUCGUAAGCAGCGCCGAGGGCGGCGGUGAAUUCAGCUGGAUUCCGGUGAGUAAUCAGUCUAGCUGCAAGGGAUCGUGCAUGGAGAUGGAGUGGGAGUCGGAGCGGCGCAUAUUAGCCACGACGAAUUACAUAAGCUACGGUGCGCUGCAGGCGAACAACGUGCCGUGCUCGCGGCGUGGUGCGUCGUACUACAACUGCAGGCCUGGAGCUGAGGCCAACCCCUACACCCGAUCGUGCUCCGCUGCAACACAGUGCCGCAGUUAG